AUGUUCGUGGAGGAGAUCGUCAUCGACGGCUUCAAGUCGUACGCGCAGAAGGUGGUCGUCUCCGACUUCGACCCGCACUUCAACGCCAUCACUGGCCUCAAUGGGUCCGGAAAGUCGAACAUCCUCGACUCAAUAUGCUUCGUUCUCGGCAUCACGAACCUCUCCCAGGUCCGCGCCGGCUCCCUCCAGGACCUCAUCUACAAGCAGGGCCAGGCGGGCGUCACCAAGGCUUCGGUCAGCAUCACGUUUGACAACGCGGACAAGGCCACGAGCCCGCUGGGAUACGAGCACUGCGAGAAGAUCGUCGUGACGCGCCAGAUCGCGAUCGGCGGGCGCUCGAAGUUCCUCAUCAACGGCCACGUCGCGCAGCCGGCGCGCGUGCAGAACCUCUUCCACAGCGUGCAGCUCAACGUCAACAACCCCCACUUCCUCAUCAUGCAAGGGCGCAUCACCAAGGUCCUCAACAUGAAGCCCCCGGAGAUCCUCAACAUGCUCGAGGAGGCCGCGGGGACGCGGAUGUUCGAGUCGAAGAAGGAGGCGGCGCUCAAGACGCUGGCGAAGAAGCAACUCAAGGUGGACGAGAUCGACCAGCUGCUGGCCGAGGAGGUCGUGCCGGCGCUCGAGAAGCUCCGCAAGGAGAAGGCGACGUUCGCGGAGUUCACGCGGCUGGAGCAGACGAUGGCGCGCACGCAGCGGCAGGUCGUGGCGCAGCAGUACGUCGGGCUGCACGAGGCGGUGCACGGCGGGGGGUCGGAGGCCAGCCUGCUGCAGGCGCAGGCCAACGAGAUCGAGGCGACGAUGGCGCGCCUGCGGUCCGAGUGCGCCGCGAUCGAGCGCGACCUCGAGGGCGUCGCGGAGCGCAAGCGCGCCGUCGCGGGGCGCGCCAUGGAGGCCGCGCAGGACGCCGUGCAGAAGACGAGCAACGAACUCAUCAAGAAGACCUCCGAGCUGACCAACGCCGGGAAGACGCUGGAGGCGGAGCGGAAGAACGUGGCGGACGUCGAGGCGCAGAUCGCGGCGCUGGAGGCGCAGCAGGACCCCGAGGGCGCGCGCGCCGCCGAGCUCGCUCUGCGCAAGGCGCGUGCCGAGCUGGAGAUGGCGCGUUCGCGGGCGAAGGUGGCGGAGGAGAAGGCCCGGUCGGUGCAGGAGGACUCGGGCAGCGCGGAGACGGUGAUGCAGGAGGAGAUCGGGCGCGCGAAGGCGGCCCGCAGCGCGGCGGCGGCCCGUGAAAAGCAGGGGGCGUCGCGCGCAGCGCAGCUCCGGAAGCGGCUGGCGGCGGCGGCGAAGCGGCGCGAGAAGGAGGCGGCGGGCGUUGCGGAGCUGCGGAGCGCGGUCGAGGAGGGCGAGCGCGCCGUCGCGGACCUCCGCGCGCGCGGCGCGGCCGCGGCGGGCGACGGCGGCGCCGCGGGGGCGCUCGAGGAGCUCCGCGGCGCGCGGGAGGCCGAGAUGCGGCGCGCGCGCGACAUCCAGGACGUCGUCGACAAGCUCAAGUGCUCGCUCAAGUUCCUCGAGGUGCAGUACACGAGCCCUGCCGCGGCGAAGAAGGUCGCCCGCGACAAGGUGCACGGCAUGAUGGCGGAGCUGCUCAGGGUGAAGGACCCGAGCGCGGCGCUGGCGCUCGAGGUGGCGGCGGGCUCGAAGCUGUACCAGCUCGUGGUCGCGGACGAGGGCACGGCCAAGGGGGUGCUCGCGGGGCUGCGGCAGCGGCUGACGGUGGUGCCGCUGAGCAAGAUCCGCGGCUCGAACAUCCCCCCGGAGGUGUUGGAGGCGGUGGAGGGGGUCUCGGGGGGGUUCGCGCGGCCGGCGGUGGCCAUGAUCGAGUACGACGGGGCGUUCGAGGCCGCGAUGGCGUACGGGUUCGGCGGCGUGCUCGUCGCGAAGGACGCCGAGACGGCGAAGAAGUGCGCGUUCGACCCCAAGGUCCGUCUGCGCUGCGUCACGCUCGAGGGCGACGAGUUCUCCCCCUCGGGCCUCCUCACGGGCGGCUCCCGCAGCAACUCGCGCAACGUCCUGACGCAGCUGAGUCAGCUCCGGGAGGCCUCCGACGAGCUCGCGGGGCGCACGGCCCGCGCGGACGCGAUCGCGCGCGACAUCGCCGCGCUCGAGUCCACCGCGCGCGAGGCCGACGCCCUCGCCCAGGAGCUCGCCAGGGCCGAGCACGCGCUGACGUUGGCGCGGAACAAGCUCGACGCGCACACCGCGGGCGGCGCGGCGGCCGCGGAGGCCGCGGAGCUCGAGGCCGAGCUCGCCGCGCUCGAGGGCGACACGCGCGCCGCGGCGGAGGAGGCGGCCGCGCUGGACGAGCAGCUCGCAGCGCUGGCGGCGCAGCUGCAGGCCGCGCGGACGGGGGGCCUCGCGAAGGCGGUCGAGAAGGAGGCGAAGGAGACGAAGAAGGCGCUGGCGGGCGCGGAGAAGGCGGCGCGCGCGGCGGAGGAGGCGAGCGUCGCGCUGCAGACGCAGGCGGAGGGCGCGGCGGCGGAGGCGGCGGAGGCGCGCGCGGCGCUCGAGGAGGCCCGCGGGGCGGUGGCCGCGGCGGCGGCGCGCGUGGCGGCGCUCGAGGGCGAGGUCGCGGCGGCGCGCGAGGCGCACGUCGCCGCGACGCGGGAGCUCAAGGCCCAGGAGGCGCGCGUGGCGGGCUUCGAGGCGGAGGAGUCCGGGCUGACGAAGGGCCUGCGUCAGCGGCGCGCGGCGCUCGAGGAGGCCGACGUGGCGCUCGGGGAGGCCCGCGGGCGCGUGCAGCGCGCGCAGCAGGCGCGCGAGCGCGGCGCGAAGGAGCUGGACAGGCUGCUGAAGCAGCACCCGUGGAUCAGCACGGAGAAGCACAUGUUCGGGCAGCCCGGGUCGGGCUACGAGGGGCUCGGGGAGCGCGAGCUGGAGGCGGCGCAGAAGGAGCUGGGCGAGGCGGAGGCGCGGCUGAAGACGCUGGCGCGGCACAUGAACAAGAAGGUGCUGGCCAUGUUCGACCGGGCCGAGCAGGAGUACCGGGCGCUGGCGGAGAAGAAGGCGGCGGUGGUGCGGGACCGCGAGAACAUCAGCCGCGUGAUCGCGCAGCUGGACCAGAAGAAGCUCGAGAGCCUGCACGCCACGUGGGAGAAGGUCACGCGCGACUUUGCCUCCAUCUUCUCGACGCUGCUGCCCGGGGCGUCCGCGCGGCUGGACCCGUUCGAGGGCAACGUGGAGAACGGGCUCGAGGUGCGCGUCGGGUUCAACGGCGCGUGGAAGGAGAGCCUGACGGAGCUGUCGGGCGGGCAGCGCUCGCUGCUGGCGCUGUCCCUCAUCCUGGCGCUGCUGCUGUUCAAGCCGGCGCCGAUCUACAUCCUGGACGAGGUCGACGCGGCGCUGGACCUGUCGCACACGGAGAACAUCGGGCGCAUGAUCCAGACGCACUUCCCGUACAGUCAGUUCAUCGUAGUGUCGCUCAAGGAGGGCAUGUUCAACAACGCCAACGUGCUCUUCCGGACGAGGUUCGCGGACGGCGUGUCGUCGGUCGCGCGCGCCGCGAAGACCAAGUGA
This is a messenger RNA of Pedinophyceae sp. YPF-701, 3513 nucleotides long. The record is from the annotation of a GenBank genome assembly. Lineage: Eukaryota; Viridiplantae; Chlorophyta; Pedinophyceae.